Colletotrichum paranaense is the source of this 1653-nucleotide messenger RNA. RefSeq lists its product as uncharacterized. The record is from RefSeq and is a predicted model, not a curated record. NCBI's taxonomy places the organism in Eukaryota, Fungi, Ascomycota, Sordariomycetes, Glomerellales, Glomerellaceae. The coding region runs from base 1 to 1653 and encodes 550 amino acids. The transcript has 2 exons.
AUGUACUUGCAUACCCCGUACAAGGCAAUGUGGACUCCUCCCGGCCCGGGCUAUGAUCCCACGGAGCGCUUGACGCAGCAACUUUCACAUUUAACCUUCUAUGAGCAGCAAGCGCCGGCGCCGGCGCCGUAUACUACAUCGCCAUCUCAGCAAGCUGCUGCGCAUCCGACUUCGGGGGGACCGACGGUUGCCGCAUUGCCAGCUCCGGAUCCUGUCUCCAACAAUCCGAACUAUGAUUUGUCCUGUUACGACCCGCCGGUCUGGAGUACGUCCAACAUCGGGGCAUGUCUACCGCCAGUGGACUACCCUUCACAGUCCUAUACGCAUGCCACUCCAACAUCGGGGCUAUGGCAAGACUGCACCGACGGCCUCCAACACGGGUGCAAUAGUCAAUUCAUUCCCGGCUAUUCACUCGUGGAGACGAUUAGAGAACCGAAAUACUCUGGCACAAGAGGGCUCGAUUCCUUUAUCGAGCCCGCGAAGCCCCUGCUGAUGGCUUGUCCAUAUCUGAAGCACGAUCCGUCGAGGUAUAGUCAGAGACGGAGCUGUCGAGGAGCGGCGUUUCCUAGCACGCACCGGCUGAAGGAGCACCUACAUAGAACUCAUAGGCAAAAGCCCAACUGUCCACGCUGUCGCAGCCUCUUCAAAACCGAGGCCGAAGUCGGGACACAUCUCAAGGCGCAGACUCUGUGCAACGUCGUCCAGGGCGAAGACAGUGUCGAGGGGUUUGAUGCUGCUCAGGAGAAGCUUCUCAAGAGUAAGAAGCGUAGAAAGGGGGUCGAGACGGAAGAGGAUAAGUGGAGAGAGAUUUUCAAGAUUCUCUUUCCUAGUCACCGAGAUAUACCGGAUCCUUGUGAGUACUCUGAGAAUGAGCACGACGCGAAGAGCCAGCUGACAUUGAGUAUAGUCUACAAGACCUCUCUGGAUGACCGGUCCGCCACGAGCCAGGCGUCAGUACGGGAGCAAGACGAUGUCGAGAGCAUUUUUACUAGAGAUAUACCAUCGCCAGUGGAAGAGGAGAUGUCCUCGAAACUGGAGGAGGCUGUCGGUGGCCGCUUGAGCAAAAAGAAACGAAGGAAGUUGCUGAAUGUGUUCAAGGGUUUCGCCGUUAAGAUGCUCCGUCAUUCCGCAGAGGGAGACAUCAAGAGCAGGGCUAUCACAUCCCCUUCAAAGUCUACUCAGAUUGAAAAGCCGUCUGGGACUGAACGGUCUGCUCGAGCUCCGAGCGAGAAGCUGUUGCGUACGGUUGCGGAUGAUAAACCGGACGAGAAGCUGCAAGGGAAGCAUGACGAGAUCUACGAUUUGCAUGAAGCAACACAAAGCGGAGUGCCGCCGAUGGAUCCGGUGAUAGCUCCGAGCUGCUUGCCGUCGGUAGAAGUAACGGAGGCCCGUAGCAUCUUGUUGGAUUCUCAAGCCUUUGGUCUCUACUUGGACUCGGAUAUUACCUGCUGGUCGGCCUGGGAUGCGGCGUUAGCCAAUGACAAUGGAGACGCGUGGCUGGACGACAUACUGGGUACUGGGAAUGCUUCACAAGGAGAUCUUGCCCAAGAGCAGGACAAGACGCUUGAGGUUGAUCCUAUAAAUGCUUUUGAUGGAGUUGGGACUAUUGCGAUGCGGGUUCAGCAUGUUGCAGGUGAGAACGGCACAUUGUAG